CACUAGUGCAGCAGUGCAGCUGAAAAGAACAGACCCGUGGUCUGUUUUCUAUUCCUCGUUUACUGUCACAUAACUGGUUGUAGGUUCCGAGGGCAGGCGACGAAACUGGCUCUUUCGUUUUCAGGACCAAGCUUGGACACUCCGCGAUAAGGAUGAGCGACGACGAUCGAGACAUCGAUAUCGAGAGCGAUGAGGAAGAUUCGGACUCCAGGUUACGGCAUUCCAACAACGCGCAGUAUUUUUCCCAGGCGGAGAAAAGAGCACAUCACAAUGCUUUGGAACGGAAGCGACGUGACCAUAUCAAAGAUAGCUUCUCGAGUCUCAGGGAUUCAGUACCAUUUCUUCAAGGAGAGAAAGUUGCUAGCAGGGCGCAAAUUCUGAAGAAAGCAGCAGAUUACAUUCAAUUCAUGCGACGCAAGAAUGCUACUAAUCAGCAAGCCAUAGAUGAUCUCAAGAGACAGAAUAGUCUUCUGGAAUCUCAAAUUCGUUCGUUAGAAAAGGCCAAGAUUACUGGCAACUUUGCCGCCGAAACAUGUGAGGUAACAAAGUCUGAAUCAGUAGGUGAUUACAACGACACCGAAUCGGAGUCCUCUGACAGCGAGAUUGGUCGGACAAUUCGGCCAAAGAAGCUGAAGGUCACUGGCCUCCAUCAUUGACGAUAUACCUGUACUUUCCUUUCUCAUCAUCUUUCUUUUCUCAUGUUUAUCAGUUUUAUGUGUUUAUCAUCUCGCUCUCGAUCAUUGUUUAAUAAAUACAUUGUAUAUUAAACUAUAUUGUGCGUAGAUAGAUACAUAAGUAAGUGAUUUAGAUUAUAUUCUGUUACAUGUAUAACAUAGGCAACUGCGAAGAACAUGACUAGAUGUCAAUGUGUCCAACAAAGACUUGUAAUUAAUCACGCAAGUUAUAGGUAAUAACUAAAUAAUACGUUAAUUAGUUUGAAAGGUGUACAUGAA
Molecule: messenger RNA, 953 nt
Organism: Camponotus floridanus (Florida carpenter ant)
Lineage: Eukaryota; Metazoa; Arthropoda; Insecta; Hymenoptera; Formicidae
Gene: Max
Product: protein max
Exons: 4
Coding region: 153-656 (167 amino acids)
Biological process (GO): positive regulation of transcription by RNA polymerase II
Cellular component (GO): RNA polymerase II transcription regulator complex
Molecular function (GO): protein dimerization activity; DNA-binding transcription factor activity
Source: RefSeq, a predicted model, not a curated record